AUGCCCUCCGCCCAGGUCGCCUUGACCCUGCACGACCUCGGGCCCCCCCUCCUCGCGAAGGCCGCCGGCCCCGCCGCGGGGGAGGCGUCGCCGCUCGAGGCGCUCUGCAGGCUGACGCUGCCGGAGUUUGUGCUGCUCGACCCGACGGCGCCCAACGUCCCAGAGUGGGGCGUGGUCGAGCGGAGCUGCAGGCCCCUGGCGGUGCUGAUCAUGAACGCCAACCUGCCGUGCCACGCUGGGUGGAUCCGCGACAGGCUGCUGCUGCGGGGGGAUUGGGCCGAGCCGGAUGACUCCGACGAGUGCUGUGACGUCACGAGGGCCCGCAGCCGCGCCGCCCAGCGCGUCCAGCGCGGCGCCCUCGGCGCCGCCCGCUGUGGCGCCGGCGAAGCCGUCCGCCUGGAGUACGAGGAGGUAGCCAACGACGAGGGCUUCAGCGGCGACGAGACCGAGUUCAGGCUCAGCAAGGCGCGGGCCGAUGCGCUCAUGGACUGCCUGAAGCGGGCGGAGCGCUGCGCCAAGGUGGCGAAGGAGACGUGCCUCAAGGAUGAGCUGGUGGAGCUGCUCGCGUCCCUGGGCGGGGAUGGGUGGAACGACUCCAGCGUCCUCAGGCGGCUCCAACAGCAGGCCGAGCUGCAGGCGUUGAGCGAGGCGGAGGCGAUCUGCUUGACCGCCUUCCGCGACGGGCAGGGCGGCGAGGCGGCCCCUGAGGGUGAGCCCCCUGCGCGGUCCGGGGGCAUCACGCUGGCGCGGAACGCUGGCAAGCGGCUGCCGACCAGGGCGACGCUGCUGCACGGGCGGGUCCAAGACGUCGAGGUGGCCCUGCGGUCCGCCGCCCAGAACGGGAACCUGCUGGACAUCACCCACCGGGUCCCCUUCGAGGAGGUGGCGCGGCGGGCCCCCGGCACCAUCCUGUGCCUGGCGGCGCAGACCCACAUGGAGCAGGCGCAGCUCGAGGAGUAUAUCAAGUACUUCCGCUCGAAGAUGCGGGCAGGCGUGGCGAGACUGGACGGGUCUCUCGCGCUCUACAUCCUGCCGCCCGUGGAGGUCAGGCGGGGGGGGGGAGACUCGAGGCCCCUCGCGUCGUGGCAGCACCGCGCCGACGCUGCCUUGCGCCUCGCCCUGGAGAGAGGCUUGCCCGUCGUGACGCCGCCGUCCGUGGCCAUUUCGGCUCAGACCUCGUCGGCGCUGUCGGACGCCCGCGCCGCACCCGUGGUGGCCGUGCCGCGGAGUCGGCUGGCCGAGGGGCGCCCCGCGCCGCCAAUAAGAAACGGCAUGCGGUGCUGGGCCCCGCUCGCCGCCCUCGCGUUGCGCGGGUUCGCGCGGCCGCCGGGCGGCGCGUGCCGCGUGCGGCUGCCGCUGCCGGGGGCCGCGGCACGCGGGUCCGCCGCGGGAGAGGAGAGGGCGCACCGGUCGGCGGCGGCGUGGAGGAGUGGCGUGACUUGCUGGAGCUCGGCGUGUACGGGGCCGAGGACCUUAGCGGUUACAUGA
Messenger RNA from Prorocentrum cordatum, 1488 nucleotides. NCBI's taxonomy places the organism in Eukaryota, Dinophyceae, Prorocentrales, Prorocentraceae. The record is from the annotation of a GenBank genome assembly.